This is a messenger RNA of Bombus huntii, 507 nucleotides long. RefSeq lists its product as uncharacterized. The record is from RefSeq and is a predicted model, not a curated record. Lineage: Eukaryota; Metazoa; Arthropoda; Insecta; Hymenoptera; Apidae. The transcript has 3 exons. Bases 1 to 507 code for a protein of 168 amino acids.
AUGAGGAAAUGUGAUUGCGAGGAGCAAUCAUUGAUGAGAAUGUGGGAACCUGUGACCGUCGGUGCAGAAAAGGCCUAUGGCAUGGUUUGUACCCUAAUAGCUGCGAUUAGGACAUUGUUGCCGAACCUCAAUGGGCCCACCGACUCAGUUAGAAAACUCUAUUGCGGAGUGUGGGAGUUGGUGGUGCUUUAUGCUACACCGAUCUUGAGUGGACAUGAAACAUUCAAUGAAUAUAGGAGAACGAUUAGGAAAGAGACACACUCAAGGUGCUGGGAUUGUGUUGCCGAAGGUGAUGAUGCAGAGCAUACGUUGUUAAGUUGCCCUAGAUGGAUCAAUGAAAGGACAUUGUUGGAAAAUUACGUAGGCGAAAUACUGACAAUCAACAACGUAAUCGACCUGGUUGUCAGUAGCGAGGAGAACUGGGUUAGAUUCCAAGGGAUUUGCCGAAAGAUAAUGAUAGCUAGACAAGAUCAGGAGAGGAACAUGGAGAAAAGAAAGAGAAGAUAG